AUGUGCCUUUAUCGGGGCAGAUUUCCUCGCCGCUUUCGAUCUCCUGGUCGACUGCCGUCAUUCUCGCCUUCCCGACCAGACGACAACCUCACUGUCAGGGGUAUCCCUUCCUCCGACGCUUCCUGUCAACUCUCCGUCUUGGACCCUGAACCCGAGAACCCAUUUCGGCAACUCCUCACUAAAUACCCCGCCUUUACUCUUGCCAACUUCAACGCUUCUAUUCCACCACACGACGUUGGUCACCAUAUCCGGACCAUUGACCCUCCGUGUUUUCUCGCCCCCAGCCGUCUCGGACCUGCACGUCUUGCUGCCGCCAAGUCCGAGUUCGAGCACAUGCUUCAAAUGGACAUCAUCCGUCAGUCUGAAAGCCCAUGGGCCUCACCCCUCCACAUGGCCGCCACUGGUGACUGGCGCCCCCUGCGGUGAUUACAGGGCCCUGAACAACGUUACUGUCCCGGACCGCUAACCUGUCCCACAUCUUCAGGAUUUUGCCGGUGUCCUAUUCGGCAAGUCUGUAUUCUCGAAAAUCCAUCUGGUCCGUGCUAUCCACCAAAUUCCCAUAGCCCCAGAGGACGUUUCGAAGACGGACAUUAUCACCCCUUUGGGCUCUUUCAGUUCCUGCGCAUACUCUUUAGACUUUUUAACGCCUCCCAGACCUUCAAUGGGUUCGUAGACAGUGUGCGUUACGGCCUACCAUUUGUCUACGCCUAUAUCGAUGACCUUCUGGUAGUCAACUCCACCGCCGAAGAUUACACGGAGCAUCUGGCCACGGUGUUUAACUGCCUUCAACAACUUGGCGUUGUUCUCAACCCGUCCAAAUGCGUCUUAAGUGUGCCCUCCCUAGAAUUUCUCGGUCAUCUGGUCGACUCCCACGGCAUUCGGCCUCUUCCCUCAAAGGUUGCCGCCAUUCGAGACUUUGCACUCUCUACCUCGAAGCGUCAGUUGCAACGGUUGCUUGGUAUGGUGAACUGUUAUCGCCGGUUACUCGCGAACUGUUCCAAUACCAUCCUACCUCUGACCAGUCUGCUCUCAGGUUCCAAGCGCACCUUUGAACUUACACCAGCAGCAGCACUCACAUUAUUUGGGCAGGUAAAAGCCCUUCUGGCUGAUGCCACCCUCCUGACUCACUUUCUCUGA
Spirometra erinaceieuropaei is the source of this 1137-nucleotide messenger RNA. Lineage: Eukaryota; Metazoa; Platyhelminthes; Cestoda; Diphyllobothriidea; Diphyllobothriidae. The record is from the annotation of a GenBank genome assembly.